Ceratina calcarata is the source of this 1635-nucleotide messenger RNA. RefSeq names its product serine-threonine kinase receptor-associated protein wmd (gene wmd). The record is from RefSeq and is a predicted model, not a curated record. Bases 228 to 1220 code for a protein of 330 amino acids. Gene Ontology annotation, cellular component: SMN complex. Gene Ontology annotation, biological process: spliceosomal snRNP assembly. NCBI's taxonomy places the organism in Eukaryota, Metazoa, Arthropoda, Insecta, Hymenoptera, Apidae. The transcript is spliced from 5 exons. Gene Ontology annotation, molecular function: RNA binding; protein binding.
UGCCAGUUUCACGCUUCACGCGACGUUCACUGAGUUCACUCGAUUCAGUGUCGCGUCGCUCGUAGAUGGUGAUGGUUCGUUGAAAGUCUGCGCGGACACCCGGGUGAGAUUUGACAAACGGAAACCCGAGAUCAUCGAAAAAGGUAUCUUCCUCGCGUCCUACACGCGUGUAGGCGCAUCGAACGGAAGGAAAGUCAACGUCGUUCGCUACCUCCCGGCCACGCAUUAUGGCGAAUUUGAGACAAACUCCGUUGACGUGCAGUGGACACACCAGGCCCGUGGUACAUCUCGCGUUCUCCGAUAUCACCGAGUCCGGGUAUUAUCUGAUUUCGGCGUGCAAAGAUGGCAAGCCUAUGUUACGGCAAGGUGAUACCGGAGAUUGGAUUGGAACGUUCGAAGGACAUAAGGGAGCAGUAUGGGGUGUCGCGUUGAACCCUCAGGCUACGAGGGCCGCGUCCGGCGCUGCCGACUUCAAUGCUAAAGUCUGGGACGCGAUCAAAGGAGAAGAAAUUCAUUCGUUUCAACACAAACACAUAGUCAAGUCCGUAAAUUUCAGUACCGAUUCCAAUUACUUGUGUACGGGUUCUAACGAGAAACUCGUAAGAAUUUAUGACCUGAACAAACCGGAAGCAGCACCACAGAUUUUCUCGGGACAUAAGAGCGGCAUCAGACAUGUCACCUUCUUUAACGAUAACACCCAGCUGAUCACGUGCGGCGAUGACAAAACUUUGAGAGUAUGGGACAAGAACAGCGGCCAGGAGAUCAAGAGGCUGGACUUUCCAGCGGUUCCAAAUUCCAUGGAAAUCUCCAGGGACGGAAACAUAAUUACCACUACUCAUUCGAACAUAGUCACUUUUUGGAACAGCAGAGAGCUGACGAAAUUACGUGAACACACUGCGCCAACGCAGAUGAACAGCGCCAGCUUGCAUCCGGACUGUAGUAUUUUUGUAUGCGGGGGAGAAGACUUGAAAAUGUACAAAUUUGAUUACGCUACGGGUGCAGAGAUCGAAUCGUUCAAAGGCCACUUCGGACCCGUGCACUGUGUACGUUUCUCGCCGGACGGAGAAUUAUACGCUAGCGGAUCGGAAGACGGUACUCUGAGAUUAUGGCAAACGACGGUCGGCAAAACGUAUGGACUGUGGCGGUGUAUAGAACAAACGCCUAUAAUACAAGAGAACGCUAAUGUGAUCAACAAUAAACAAGAAGUUCCUGCCAAUUAAAGAAUCAUCCAAGCCGAACAGAUAGUGCGAAGCUACCUGAAGAUCGAGGACGUUUCACGUGUGCGAAUCAAAAACAACAAAAGAUGUAUUUGUUCGAGCUGAAAUUUCAUUCUAUCGGCUGACGGUCUCUGCCAUAUUUUUUCUAAACAGAUCGGAUCGCGGUCGAAGAAACAUCUCUCGAGUCAGCCGUGUUCUGAACAAGACUAAAACAUGCGGACCAACCUUCAACAGUAGUCUAAAAGGUCAUGAAGGACACGGGGACGCCGUUCACUAUUUAUUAUAAAAGAGGGGGGGAAAAAGAAACAUUAACAUUUAUUAACGUUAUACAUGUCGCUGGUACACUACAAAAUUGGACAGAGGUGUAACGAUGAAGGGAGGAAAAAAAACAAGAAAAGAAAGUCGAUUCGGAAUUAAA